AUGAGCUUCGGUUUCCGUCUCAGUUGGGUUGACCAAGUCAUCCAAAUACCGGGGCUUGAAGACGUGAUCCGGAUCGUCAAGCAUGCCUUUCAAGAGCAGAUUGAUGAAGCGCGUGACACCAUCCAGCGCGGUUUCAUCACCUUCAAGGCGCUGGGCGAAUUAUAUCGCCCUGGAGUUCCAGUCCAGGCAGUGAUGGGCUCUAGAGAUACCGCCGAAGUAUUCCUUGUCAACGAGUCUUUCUACCAAGAGAAUCGGGGCUUGACAGGAGUUCAGAGGACAUCCAACUGGACAAUGGAGUUCGUGGCGACAAUGGGCACGCACUUCACCCUAGUGAACCUGGCCGAGCAAUUGAAUGGUUGGACAGGCGUUCGCGCAAGAUCGCUAUCAGGACUCACGUAUACGCCAGUAUCACCUGUCGAGUUGAGCGACCGCAGACAGAGGGGAAAGCGAUAUGUUGAGUUUGCCACUGGCAGUGUCAAAUUUCUGGCAUACUCUCGCGCAUCAUUCUACCGCCAUGUGCGACCAUCACGUGCAAGCUAUUCUUCUCUUGCCAGUACUUCGAGCAGCCAGCUUACCUCAGAAGGCCGCGUUAUGAUCGAUGUAGAUCGUGGCGCUCUAUUGAAGCACCAUCCUUGCCAGGUUAUGGAUGAACCAACGCUAGCCAUGACGAAGACCGCCGAACGUUAUCGACAGUGGCGCAGCACAUCAUUUAGAAAGAGCUCUGCAACGGAUAUGCUCACUCUAUGGGAUAAUGUCCCGGAGGAGUUCAUUUCCUACUGCUGGCUUGCCCUUGUCGGCUUUAGCUUUACUGCAAAAUGUUGGGACCACGUGUUGGUCUCUGGUCUUUCGCCGAUCCAGUUCCAGGACACCGCAUUUCAACAUCUUGUCCUAGCCGGGGAGUACAAACACCUCAUUCGUGCUCUCGUAAGAUUCGGAAACGACGCUAGUGUCGAAGACAUCGUUGAGAAUAAACGCAGCGGCAGUAUCUUCCUGCUCCACGGCCCUCCCAGCGUCGGGAAGACACUAACAGCCGAAGCUGUUGCUGAAGUCCUGCAUCGCUCGUUAUACUACGUGACAAUGGGAGAAUUAGGCACGACGGCAGAAGACAUGGAGCGCCGUCUUUCAGAUGUGCUUGAACUAUGUUCCGAGUGGAAUGCUAUCAUAGUCCCAGAGGAAGCCGAUGUUUUCCUCGAGCAACGCAGCACUUCCGACCUGGUCCGCAACUCGAUGAUCUGUGUUAUGCUGCGUCUUAUGGAGUACCACUCAGGCAUUCUCUUCCUCACUACCAAUCGUGUGCAUAAUCUGGUUCCAGCGUUUGGAAGCAGAAUUACACUUGCCCUACGAUAUAACCAUCUGACGCCCGAGGCUAGAACCCAAAUUUGGAGCAAUUUGCUCACACGGAUCUCGUUACAGGUGGCAAAGAACAUCGAUCCCAUGGUCCUUGGACAGCACGAAUUCAACGGUAGACAGAUCGGGAGCGCAAUCAGGCUGGCGUGUGUAAUCACGAGGGAACGGGACCAGUCUAAGCUAACAAUGGAGAUAGUGAAGGAAGUAGUGAGAAUUAUGGAUGUUGGGAGGGCAAAUAUAGCGGAUGACGACUCUUGGAAAAUGCGCGAGGAGUAA
Alternaria arborescens is the source of this 1623-nucleotide messenger RNA. RefSeq lists its product as hypothetical. The transcript has 2 exons. Bases 1 to 1623 code for a protein of 540 amino acids. The record is from RefSeq and is a predicted model, not a curated record. Lineage: Eukaryota; Fungi; Ascomycota; Dothideomycetes; Pleosporales; Pleosporaceae. Gene Ontology annotation, molecular function: ATP hydrolysis activity; ATP binding.